Molecule: messenger RNA, 2843 nt
Organism: Ostrea edulis (European flat oyster)
Lineage: Eukaryota; Metazoa; Mollusca; Bivalvia; Ostreida; Ostreidae
Exons: 30
Coding region: 298-2256 (652 amino acids)
Source: RefSeq, a predicted model, not a curated record
ACGCAGCCAAUAUCACAGACUCUCCAGGUUUUAUCGAUACCGAUUUAGCAAACACGGAAUUCUGAAUUUAUGUGUUAAAUAUUUAACAUCUUGUGAUCCUGCACAAUCCACAUUUAAAUUGGUGUGACGUGUGGUUAUAUCCAGUGGCACUUCUGCUCAUACAAGCGUGACGAAUUAGCAGUUAAAUAGAGAUAUAGGUUUUUUGUCUUUUUAAAGAGUGACGGAUAAGCUAACCUCACACCUACAUAAGUUUUUCGGCUAUACUCACUCUGGGGGACCCCCCACUCAAGCGUCACGAUGUCUUACAGGCUAGCGACAGACUUUUAUAUGCAACAGACGACAUACAAACAUGAUUACAACCCUGGUGGGAUCUCCCCACGAAACAGGCAGACAGACUACCCGUACGGAGCGGACGCACCCAAAGCCGAUGUACCGGGUCCCCUCAAUAACUUCCGGCCACGGUUCGGCGAUCCUCUGCCCCAACACAUUAGAGAUCUCGAUGGCCAGAGAUUUGACGAGGCGCCCCUAACGGACCGGCAGAGAGUUAAAAGAGGAGAGGAGUGGAUAGGCGGGAGACGCUAUGAAGAACCCCGUACAGACAGAGGAGUGUACAAUCCGCCAAGAAGGCGAUAUUAUGAGAUGGACGGACAGAGAAAUAUAUCACCAAAUAGGAGAUAUGACAGAAUGUAUCGUGAACUGGACGAUGGUCGACACACUUCACUAGAUAGGCCGAUCAAUAAGGAAAGAAUGUGGGAGAGCGAAUUAGAGAGGCAAAAUUUGAGGCCUGGACGACACACGUCAUUAGAUAGGUAUGAUACAAUGGAUAAACGAAAAGAAAAUCUAAAGCAAUACAUGAGGAACCGGCGACAGGACCCGUUAGAGGGAGGGUACCCCGAGAGAGGACGGAAUGGAUCUCCAGAAAGACAUCUUGACAGAGGGAGGGAAUACGAACGGCCUAGGAAUGAAUCACCGAGCAGGUGGGAUCGGGAUCGGAAUACAUAUAAUGCGGUCGAUGAUCGGCGUUACGAUCCAUCACGUGACAAGUAUAAAUAUCCAGACUGGUACGAGAAGCCACUUCAGCCCAUGAUGGACAGCUACGCCAACCAACAAAAAAUGGCCGAUAGGACGACCUAUCGUGACUAUGGAGAGUUUCUACAAGACAGAAUCAAAAGAGAAGAACUCCGAAAGCAACCAUUAGAAUACCCAGCAGCUAAUCUGAGGGACCAGCUGAGCCACAGAGAUACCUAUCGGGAACGGAUGUUUGGACCAGACACCGAGAACAGAUAUUACACAAGGGAUAACGAAAGGUUCAGAAAUGCCGACAAGGGGCGACAAGCAGAGGCCAAAAGUCGACGGGAAGCGGAGAAAAUCGAAUUGCAUGAUGGGAAUUUCAAACCAUGGGCGAGAGAUGCUUAUCAGAAUCCAUCUCAUCAUCCGCUUCGACGUGAACUAGACAAUGACAAUGGCAAAGACAAUGCCUCUGUUCACGACAAAAGAACAGAACACCAGAAUACAAGGCCCCAUACUGAACCAGCGAGCCAGACUUGGAGUGAUAAUUUAGAGCCCAAGUCUACCAACAGUGGAGUGUACCUCUUUAUGAGGACACACAUGGACGGCAAACCGGACGUCGUUAAAGCGUUGAAGGAAGGACGCUCCGUUUUGGCCAACUCCUACGGUCAAUUGAAGGGCAUCGCUAAUAGCACAGAGAUCCACCUACUGGAGGGUCGACCGGAGGGUUGGACCCACGUUCCGAGUAGCAAACCUGACAGAUCCUGGGAUGUUGGCGACUCCGUUAUCAUUUUCUGGUUCCCCACCAGGAAAGAGGCAGAAAUGUGGCUCUAUCACGAGAAAAAAUUCCAGAGGGCAUCUUUCCCAGAAUAUCAUGGAUCGGACAUGGCUUGUUUGCCAAUUAAUUGGAACCCAGAAAAUGAUCGACAUUACCCAACAUUCCUUGUGACGGAGUAUGAAGGAAUUGUUGAUCCAGAUCAAUUUAGGGAGAAGUUUGUCUCUAACAUGUAUGACAUAUUACAACGUCACAAAGCUGAGCGGUUUGUUAUUCAGACAGUGGGAAUUAAGAUGUUCCGGGGGAAUUGGUUUAAACAGAGAAGUGUUGUCACGUGUAACAGGUUCCCGUCAAGCCAAGCAGCCCUUGAUUUCUACAAUGACCCUGAUUAUGAACGUCUGAGAAGAUCAGUGAGGGAAAUCUCCAAAAGCAGAACCACCUUCAUGUUCACUCUCACGGAACGUCCGGUUUGAUCACGUGAUAUACCAAAAUAACCUGGUGCCAAAGUCGCAUCUACAAAGCCUGUGAUAAUUUUUAAGAUACUUUGCCCUCUAGUAGAACAUUCUGUGGAUCAGUAUUAUUCAGAUAUAGUCAGCUUUAAUUCUCAACUAAUUCCGGUAUUUUGCCCUCUGAAUCUAUUAGAUGAUAACCGGUUGUGAAUGGCGAAUACCUUAAAUUUCCGCUCAUUGCUGACACACCUUGUUUGGUUUUUAUAUGGGUUUGCCACAAGGUUUUCCCAGAUGACUCGGUGGUUUCUAACUCGGUUAAACAUAUCCUCUUUAGAUAUUGAUCUUGGCGUACAGAUAUCUUGUUGAACUACUUAGAUAAACGUAGACCUGCCCUAGAUAUUCCUCCGUAGUACUGAUAGACCUUUACUUUGGUAAGCAUUCUUUGUUUGUAAACCUUGUAUAUAUUGCACUUCCUUCAUAUCUAUCUAUUUAUAUUAUUCAGUACUGGACAUUUGUGUAUGUUAUUUAUUUCCACUAUUUAUUUGCUGUAUCUGUUGGGAGAGGUAUCGUCCAAUAAAGAAUUUUAAAAAAAGAAGCUACCUUUCUUGUUU